CUUCUUAGUAUAUUUCAUUUCUUUUUUUUUUUUUUAACGAAUUCAUAUCCGGAAAAGAAAAAUAUCAUUUUUUAAAAGUUGACAACCUUUCACUCGUAUAAACGAAACCUCAUCUCUUUCAAAUGGUAAAAGACGAAAUUCAUUUCUUCGAUCAGUUCUUUGCUUUUACUUCGAUUCACAGUUGCAGACUUUUGUAUGUAGACUAAGACCGACACAGUUAUCAUACACACGAUGUAAUUCAGAGGUGAAUUGUAGCUUGUCGGGCUAUGCAAGUGGUAGGGAUAAAAGCUAUAUAAGAGAACGUAAGUCAGCAUUGGUUUUAUAGUAGAGCUAAGUUCUCUUUGUGUUGUGUGUGAACUUUUUCUAGCUCUUAAACAUGAAACUUUGUACGAUACUUUACUUACUCUUCGUCGUUGCUAAUGGUGAAAAAAAAAUUAAUUUGGAGGAUAUCGAGAGGGACAAUCUCAAAGCCGAAAGUAGAUCGAAGUCGGACGAAACGAAGUAUUCGUUGAAGCCAGAAAUAAAUCAACAACAUUAUUCUACUUCCACUUAUGUAACACCACAGCCAGUUCCAAAUGUACCACCGGAAGAGUACAGACAAUCUAAUAAAUAUUCACCGAAUGAAAUAAUUUAUCAGCAAAGUAGUCAGCCAUUGCAACAAUACACCGAAUAUCAACAACAAACUGGCGUUGCAUCGAAAAACCUUCCAACGAUUUAUAAUUCUCAACAAUCGAUUUAUCAGCCAGAAAUUAACGUUGGUAAUCAGGUGCAAAGUUUUCAACAAAAAGCUAUAACGCAUAAAUUUAUUAAAGGUCCGAACAAAGAAAACUUUUACAUAGAUAUUCCUAUGGGGCAUUUUUUAUCCUAUUAUCCACACGUCGAUCUGAGUAACUUAAAUGGUGGAAAAGUUCAACCUUCCUUUCACGAAUUAACGCAGGCCCAACAGAUUUCGAUUCCUUUUUACACUCCGUUAUUGAGUCAGAAACAAUUGAUCACUCCGGUGAAGAUGACUUAUCAAAUUUUACCACAAUAUACCUUAAGGCAACCUAUUCCGGUAUCAACCACGGUAUUCCCUAAGUUCUCGAAGGGUCCGAUUUAUGCAUCGAUUUCUUCAAAGAAACCAAUUGCACCUGUUUACGAACAACCGGAACAAUCAUAUACUCAAGGAAAACAAUUGUUAUACACGCAAGCUUACAUUACUCAGUCACAUUCACAACAACAACAACAACAACAACAACAACAACAACAGCAGCAACAUGUUUCUCCAGUAAUAUAUAAUCAAGGCAAUACCCUAUACACGCAAACGACGCCCCUUCAGGCAGAUCUUUACGUUCGAUCACCUGUUUACGUACAAGAUAAUUCUCUUCAUGGUCAAAUAAAUCAAUACAGUGGUCAAACGGAGCAAUCGUAUCUUUCAUCAGCAUCUGAUCAACAACUGCCAAAGCAAAUCUUGCGUCAAGAGGAAAGUCAAAGCGUUUCGCAAAAUUACGUCAAGGUUCCCGAUGAACCAAAUACAGAUUUUGUUCCACCGCAAAUACCUCAUCAGACUUUCAAACCAGAUGUCACUCAAUUGAUACAAGUUCCUUCGGAACCUGAAGAAUCUCCGCAAAUUAAAGAGCAUGUCGUUAGUUCCGAACCACGAUCGUUAUUGGAUACAUAUAUUCCGAGUAACCUGAUUGCUGCACAAGAUUCGUCGAGAUACCGAGAGAGACCGUUGCACUUGGAAAGCGGCUUUCUUCCUUCGAAAACUAAUUUUGUACAAUACAAGAAACGUAAGACGCAAUAAUGGCGUAUAGGAUAUAGGACCAUCGAAAAAAAAAGUAAUACAUAUUAUACAUAGAUAUAUAAACGACUAACGAACUUCGAGGAGCAUCUGAUUUUUAUGUUAAAGAAAAAGAAAAAAAAAAACAGAAAAAGGAAAUUAAAAAAAAAGUUCGUUUGAUGAUACCUAAUAAAUAAUUUUAUCGUUUUAUUACAAUGAACGAAGCGAUAAUCUUUCGAAGAUGUAAUGGCUUGACAUAAGAAGAAGCAACAUCGUAUCUAGUCCCUCAUCGAAAAUCACAAUACGUGUAAUUUUUGUAUUUGCUUUACUUAUUGUUUAUACGCAUGUGCGUACAUACGCUGUGCAUUUUUUUGUCUUUUUUAAAUAAAAUGUAAUAAACUGA
This is a messenger RNA of Vespula pensylvanica (western yellowjacket), 2165 nucleotides long. RefSeq names its product myb-like protein AA. Bases 377 to 1786 code for a protein of 469 amino acids. The transcript is spliced from 7 exons. Lineage: Eukaryota; Metazoa; Arthropoda; Insecta; Hymenoptera; Vespidae. The record is from RefSeq and is a predicted model, not a curated record.